Messenger RNA from Perognathus longimembris pacificus (Pacific pocket mouse), 803 nucleotides. RefSeq names its product C-X-C motif chemokine 10-like. The record is from RefSeq and is a predicted model, not a curated record. Lineage: Eukaryota; Metazoa; Chordata; Mammalia; Rodentia; Heteromyidae. The transcript is spliced from 4 exons. Gene Ontology annotation, molecular function: chemokine activity; CXCR chemokine receptor binding. Gene Ontology annotation, biological process: chemokine-mediated signaling pathway; cellular response to lipopolysaccharide; neutrophil chemotaxis. Gene Ontology annotation, cellular component: extracellular region. Bases 32 to 325 code for a protein of 97 amino acids.
UUAACACAGAAGAACUUCACAUCCCAGCACCAUGAGCCAAACUGGCAUUCUUACUUUCUGCCUUAUCAUCCUGACUCUGAAUGGGAUUCAAGGAAUUCCUCACUUGAGAACCGUGUGCUGCCGCUGCAUCGAAGUCGGCAUGCAGUCCGUGCACCCAAAGACCUUAGAAAAAGUUGAAAUUAUCCAUCAGAGUCUAUCCUGUCCACAUGUUGAGAUCAUUGCUACUAUGAAAAAUGGAAAGAAACAAUGCUUGAAUCCAGAAUCCAAGGCCACCAAGAAAUUACUGAAAGCUGUUAGCAAAGAAAGGUCUAAAAGAUCUCCUUAAAACCAGAGAAGCGAAUCACUGCAGUGCUGACACAAACGGACCUCAGAGACUCUCUCUCUCUCCUAACUGCUCUACCGUACACUAGACCUAAUCGUCCCUGGUUUGCAGUUCUAAAAGAUGACCAUCCAGGCACCAAACUAGCUUCUACUACUGCUAAAGGAAAGAAGAUGGUUCAAUGCCCUGAAUGAGUCCAGUAGGAGCUCAAUUACCCCACAAGCUACGCCUGGUGCUACAUGCUGAGCAAAUGUGCCAGGUCCGACACAUGCUCCUCACUUCUGUCUUCUAAGAGUUACUAAAGGAGUUUUUUUUCCUCCUCUAGGUUUAUCAGAGUUAUGUGAUUGUCAAAUAAAGCUAAAAAGUAUGCAGCUCAAGCAACAAUACAAUCUGCUUCUUAAGAAGCAGUCUUUACUUCGUUGGCUUCUACUGCAUCCUUCUAGGGGGGCCGUGUUCUCCCAGCAGUUAUAUGCUGACAAUUCCA